Messenger RNA from Cuscuta epithymum, 2884 nucleotides. Lineage: Eukaryota; Viridiplantae; Streptophyta; Magnoliopsida; Solanales; Convolvulaceae. The record is from the annotation of a GenBank genome assembly.
GACUUGUCUACGAACAGAAAGAACGAUGAAAAAAACUGCUGGUGCGGCUAAGUAAUUUCAGAAGUGGGAGGAAUGAAUGGAGUCCAGGCUGGGCUGCUUACUCCAGGAAAAACCCCAGCUCCUUCUUACUCUCUUUUUGGGCUGCUAUCAAUUAAACAAACUGCUGCUGUCCUUUUUUUUUCAUUUUGGAUUGCACUUAACUUCAAAAACAGUCCUUAAAUGAUCUGGUCCAAACAUAUUUACCGCAAACUCGGCCUGUACAAUAACAACUCACCACACCCGCUAAUAAUACGUAACUUUACAAUCAAAUUACUCCAAGAAUGUCAAAUUGUGUACAAAAAUACUACACUGAAUAUGAAUGCCACCGGAACCGAAAAAUAACAAAUUUUCACUCAAAACCCCCAAUAGUCACCCGAUUAAUUGUAAAAAUUAGACAAUUAACACCCAAAGCAUAGGUGAAAAGAUAGGAACGGAACGAGCCUAUCAAAUCUCCCCACACUUGAGCGUUGCUUGCCCCCAAGCAACAGUGCAUUAAUCCACGGAAAACAAAAUAAUCACCUAUAACACCUGGUUCAAAAAUCAUUCACACCCAAAACAAAUGAUUGCACAAGGUCUUUUCUUUCUUAACAACGGAACCAAGAUUCACAUGUUAAACAAUAUUUUCAAAAGUAAAAUUCCUCUCCAACCGACUAAAAUGUAGAGAAAAGCAUGAGGGUCCCAACGGUGUAGGUGUGUGAAAUUCAAACCACCAAUCAUUCCAAAAACCCAAGAGUUGUGUGAUGAAAACUGGUAUACUCGUGAUUCUCUCUUUUUUUUAUAUAUAUGAAAAGUUGACCAGGUUCUGGAUUACAGGACUGAUUCAAGCUCCAGGGCCUGGGAGUUUAUCUCAUUACUGUGUACUCAACUCUCACACGAGGUGAUUCGCGAGAUGAGCAGAGCCCCAUUUCGGGGAUGAAAUUCUCGACACACGAAGUGUAGCCCCAUUACAAGAAUCAGUUACCUGCUUAGCAUGAAGUUAUCCCGAUAUGCUUAGAAAGCAGAGCUCCUUACGGAGUAAGGAUUUUCAACACCUGGCCAGUCAAGCAAUUACUGAGGCAAACUAGUGAAUCAUGAGUAAGACCGAAUUUAAUCAACACAAAUCAAACCAUCCAACAUGCCAACAUCUCCCAAGAAUAUACACACCACCCCGAUGAUUACACCAUUACUUAUCCUUUCCAAGAAAGAUGGAGGAGAUGGAAGUUCACAAAAGAAAAUAAAGAUUAACAAGUUACCUCUGUUGCGUUGCUAAACCAGAAAAGAACUCGUACACCUCAAAAUGUCGUUGGGCAGAAUAAUUUCAUCACCAAAUGCCAUGUCCAAGAUAAAACCAAACCUCCCCACACUUAGGGGUGACAUCGCCCUCAAGGUCAAAGAAAAGUUUAAAACAGAAAUAACAGGGGCAAGUUUAAGAAUAAAAUGAUUUUCAGCCCGGCAGCACAUCAUAAUCAGAAUAAUAAUCAACACAAAUCAACAAGAGGAGUAAUAUGACAGUAAGCACACAUUAUUAGUAGCGUAGUAAGAGCUGGCAGAAUACCGUACAAGCCAAACGGCGGUGAAUAACCUCCCUAAUAAGGCUGAAUUCAGUCUCCUCGAUGCAUACAUGCCGCUGAAUCCUGCACACAGUCUGCCUCGUACGCUACUUGAAGUCCUUCAACUCUUGAGAAAGCGUGGCAAGUGUGCCAUAACUGUGAAUUUCCCAUUUAUGCUGCCAAAGCUUGCUGGUAAACCAAAAGUGAGCUGCUGGAGCUACUCUGCCUGCACCUAUGCCGGUUACCGAACUCAAUAAGUGUAUUGAAAUUGCUUCCCUUCAAUCUGAACCGGAUAAAAGAGUGUGGCAUCCAACUGGUUCCUCCCUCAUGUACUGUGAUGCUUAUGCUGACAGAAAACGGCCAAGGACCAGCUGUUCUGGCCUCAAAAGUCGACAUCUCACACCGUCCAAAAUCUCCCAGAAUCUGCCAGAAAUGUUCCUCUGCUGCUGCCAAGUUUCUGUCCAGCGAAACCCCAACUCCUUGAACAUGUGUAGGCCUCUAACCAUUGCCCUGCAAGUGUUUGAAGUUGCGUCCAGCUCUCAUACCGCUUUCGGGCUUGCUGCAAAGUAAUCUGCAGCUGACAGCCUUGAGGAGCUCCAUCCUCACCUGUCUAUGAUAACCAGGUUGCAUAUGCAAUUCAAAGCAACAAAGAAAUCCAACUGCAACACCACAAGACGAAAUCACAAAAACAAAGGGGGGAAUGCAAAAACAAGAAAUACUGAACUCCUAAUUCUAUUUUUUUUUAUGAUGGGUUGCCUCCCAUAAGCGCUUCUUUAACGUCACUAGCUUGACGAUAAUAUCUCAUUCCUAGUCUGGCUCAAAUGGGCGAGUAGAAGUGGUCUUUACAUGGUCAACGGGAUCAACGUGUAUUUGAAAGUGCCCGCUCAUCCCGUCAAUGAAACAAUAAUAAGCAUGCCCCGCCAAACUCUCAAUCAACUGGUCAAUAAAAGGUAAGGGAAAGUGAUCCUUCCGGGUGGCCUCAUUCAGUUUACGAUAAUCAAUGACCUUCCGCCACCCAGUCACAGUCCUACUAGGUAGGAGUUCCCCCUUCUCGUUCUUAACAACUAUCAUACCCCCUUUCUUGGGGACCACAUGAGUAGGGCUAACCCAUUGGCUAUCUGAAAUCGGGUAAAUUAUACCCACAUCCAGAAGCCUCAGGACUUCAGCCUUUACAACAUCCAUCAUCUUGGGGUUUAAGCGUCGUUGCGGUUGCACGACUGGUUUAUACCCCUCCUCACACUUAAUUUUGUGGGUACAGAAGAUUGGGCUAAUCCCACGAAGAUCCUCAAGCUUACGAGCAAUGACCUGCUCGUGGC